UUGUACCUCUUAUGUCGAGAGGAGGACGACGACAGUAACACGCUAGGAAUUGAGUUUUAUCGCUACUUCUUUUGUAGCCGGAACUAUUGUAACAAUGCACUGUUCCUGACCGGAGCGGAACACGUGUUGUACAGCAUCAAAUAAAACGCUUUCCUAACGUAAACACGUAGCGACUAAAAGAAUCGUGGUGCGUUACGAUUAAAUCACCGAACGGCUUGUCAGUUUUAUUUACGGUGUAUUUUUCCUCUUUCAAUUAUUAAACCGCAGUAAAGAGCCGUUUUCAGUCAACUAAAUAUUCGGAAGAUGAAAAACUAUCUAACAUCAGUUUAACUCGGAGUUUAGUCCAUGUGUUUCUUGGCUUGCUCGGGUAAUAGGUUUCAGCCAAAGCAGAAGAGCAGGCAUGUCCAGCAGCAGCAGCACCGUAGACAUGGACCCAGAUGUGGCUCUGCGGCUCUUUGAGGAGGGCGCCACCCUGGUCCUGCUCGGCGUUCCUCGGGGCACUGAGCUCGGCAUCGACUGCAAGAGCUGGCAGGUGGGUCCUCGCUUCCGCGGUGUGAAGAUGAUCCCCCCGGGUCUGCAUUUCCUCCACUACUGCUCCGUUAACUCCCCCAGCUGUGGAGGGGAAAUCGGCCCAAAGACAGGGCUCUUCCUCACUCUGAAACCCAGAGAGAUCCUUCUGGCCAACUGGGAUCCCAAAGAAGAAGACCUCGACUUCUCUGCCUCCAAGAAUGAAGAGGAGGUGAGCCGCGUCAGGGCCACGUUGCGAGAGCUGGAUCCAUACCUGGGUCCCUAUCCAUACGAGGUGAUGAGGAAGUGGGUGUCCCUCACUGACCGCCUGAGCGAAGAGCUGGCCAACGACUUGCAGCCUCUGUCUGGUCGAGUGUGCGCCUUCAGCGACGUAAUCCCAGAGACUCCGUUCACACACACCAAAGACAGGGCCGAGCAGCCGAGGAACGACACAGAAUGUCAGAGCAUGCGGGAAGGACUCGACCGGCUCCCUCGCAUGAAACAGAGAGAGGGGACAGAGUUGCGCUUCUCCGUCAUUCCCGAGAAGACCUACCCCCCGGGGGCAACGCCAGCUGAGAUCACUCAGUGGAGUCUGGAUCUGAGCUAUGCUCUGGAGACGGUGCUGGAGACCAACCACAGGCUGCAGCCACUCAACCUGCUGGGUGAGCUACAGUUUGCCUUCGUGUGUUUUCUGUUUGGGAAUGUGUAUGAAGGCUUCGAGCACUGGAAGCGUGUCCUGACUCUGUUGUGUCGCUCGGAGGAGGCCAUGAGGAAGCGCAAGGAUCUCUAUCUAGGGCUCAUCGCUGUGCUGUACCACCAGCUUGGGGAAAUCCCGCCCGACUUUUUUGUCGACAUUGUGUCACAGAACAACUUCCUCACCUCCACACUACAGGACUUCUUCCAGUUUGCCAGUGGCGCUGGAGUCGACAGCACACUUCGCAAGAGAGCAGAGAAGUUCAAAGCCCACCUGACCAAGAAGUUCCGCUGGGACUUUGAUGCAGACCUGGAUGACUGUGACCCUGUGGUGGUGGAGCUGCCUGAAGGCGUCACAGUGGACUGAUACUGAUAGGAAUAAACCCCAGGUCCAAAGGUUCUCAACUUUAACAUUUUGGCCGACUGAUGUCACACUAGUUUCAGUAACUGUGGUUCUCUGAACUGUGCGUGUUGAGGGUGUCCCAUCUGAACGUACCAGAGAUGAGGUGCUACAGUUCACACAGUGUUUACUCGGUGGGACAGUAGAGCCCUCUGCUGGUUGCUGUCUGUGGUUUUCUCUUGUUUAGAAGCGUCAGAGCCUCAGCAUCACAUGUAUUGUCAAACAACAUCUAAAAACUAAUUUCUAAAUCUAAUAAAAUAUGUUAUAGAAUAAUUGCAGAAAAUUAUAGACACUGUUCUGUUCAUUUCAGGGUUUUGACUGAACUGAGCUUUUAAAUUAGUAAAUAAAUAUACAAAAAAAGUA
Molecule: messenger RNA, 1963 nt
Organism: Betta splendens (Siamese fighting fish)
Lineage: Eukaryota; Metazoa; Chordata; Actinopteri; Anabantiformes; Osphronemidae
Gene: aar2
Product: AAR2 splicing factor
Exons: 3
Coding region: 401-1567 (388 amino acids)
Biological process (GO): spliceosomal tri-snRNP complex assembly
Source: RefSeq, a predicted model, not a curated record